UUCCCCUCUAGCUUUUCUUCCCUAAAGUUUACAUUAUAUUCUCUCUCUUUCAGUAUUCUCUCCCAUGGAUUCACAAAACCAAUAAAGAAAUAAUAAAGCAAACUUACCAUCAAUUACCAACUAAAAAAACCGCGUUCCCAUUUUUCAGAACUUUUGAUUUUGUUCAUCAAGAACCCAAAAUUCAAAGCUCAAACGCAGCGGAAAAAAAAAGAAAAAAUCAGUUCUAGAAUCAAAGAUGGAUGCACGAGAAAAGUGUUUGUCUUAAGCCCUAAGCUAUACAAGUCCAGAGUCAAAAAACACAUAGCCGGCGUUAGGGUCAAUAUGGGCGGCUAACCUGCCUCUUUCUUUCUUGUGGUGGUUUCCAUUCUCUAUCUCCAUUUGCCUUCUCUUUUGUGGUCGCGCGCUCAGCUUCUCCGAUCCCCAAGAAUCCUAUGUUUCUGGUUUUGAUUUUGUCUAUAUGCAGAAGCUGCCUUUCAACGACAUUCCGACAUGUUCAACCUUCGCAUGUGCUGAAAUAUCCAUGAACUCAGCUUGUCUCUGUUCUUUGUUUGGUGUUUUGUUUUCUGGGAAUUUAAUAGCCGAUCAAUCACUGUAAAUUUCACAAAUAAGAAGACGAAGAAAAGGAGGAAGAAGAAUAACGUUUAUUAGAACAAACAUGUCAGAUGAGGAAACUGAUUCGUGGUCUACUGCGUUAAUCAUUUUCUUAAUCUUGAUCUCAGGUGUACUGCUUGUUUCUGGAGAUUCUCUGCACACAGACAGAGAUGUACUACUCCAACUAAAAUCAUUUCUUGAAGACAACAAUAAGGUAAACCGUGGACGAUACUCGGAGUGGAACAAUGGGAACUCAAGUUCAAUCAACCCAUGCAAUUGGGCGGGAAUAAAAUGCAGUCAUAGUAACGGCACAGAGGAAAGGGUAACGGGCAUCAACAUCUCCUACAGCCACAUUGCCGGCGAGAUAUUCGGGAACUUUUCAUCUCUAACCGAGCUCACCUACCUCGACCUCUCCAGAAACACUCUUGGCGGAGUGAUCCACAGCGACUUGAGUCGGUGCCAGAAGCUCGUUCAUCUCAAUUUGUCCCACAACAUCAUCAACGGAGAGCUGAACCUGACCGGAUUGAGCAACUUGGAGAAGCUUGAUUUGUCCGUCAACAGGUUUAGUGGGGAGGUACGAAUGAGCAUACCGGUAAGUUGCGACAACUUGGUUGUGGUGAAUAUAUCGGCGAAUAAUUUCACCGGCAAAAUUAAUGGAAGCUUCUUCGAUGGAUGCUCGAAGUUGCAGUACUUGGAUUUGAGCUCAAACAAUUUAACUGGGGAGUUAUGGAAUGGUUUUGGGAGGCUGCUAGACUUCUCUGUCUCAGAAAACCAACUCAGCGGGCCUGUAUUGCCGUCCAUGUUCAUUGAUAACUGCAGCUUGCACUUUUUAGACCUGUCGGAAAAUGGUUUUGUCGGGGAGUUUCCAGGGGAAAUAUCAAAGUGUCGAAAUUUGGUUAUCUUGAAUCUGUCGGAGAACAAUUUCACGGGGCAGAUACCGGCUGAGCUGGGAUCGAUUCCGAGUCUUGAAGCAUUGUACUUGGGAAGCAACAAAUUUUCCCGUAAGAUCCCUGAUUCGCUCCAAAAUUUGACUAAAUUGACCUUCCUGGAUUUGAGCAAGAACAAUUUCGGGGAUAAUAUACAGGAAAAUUUGGGAAAUUUCAUACAGGUUAAGUUUCUUCUGCUGCACGGGAAUUCAUUCACCGGCGGGAUAAAUUCGUCUGGAAUUCUGAAGCUACCUAAUAUUUUGAGAAUAGACCUGAGCCGCAACAUGUUUUCGGGUUCUCUUCCAGUUGAAAUUACUCAUGUGUCAAGUUUGAAAUUCUUGAUCCUUGCUGACAACCAGUUUUCCGGUGCCAUUCCACCGGAAUUCGGAAACUUGUCAAGCCUACAAGCCCUCGACCUUUCUUUCAACAGGCUAACUGGAUCAGUUCCUCCCACUCUUGGAAAGCUGAGCUCACUCUUAUGGUUGAUGCUAGCUAACAAUUCACUAACAGGUGAAAUUCCGCCUGAGUUGGGAAGUUGCACAAGCUUGUUAUGGUUAAAUCUUGCCAACAACCAGCUUUCCGGGAAAAUACCGCCGGAAUUGACGAAUAUCGGUAGCAACCCCACGCCUACUUUCGAAUCGAAUAAACGGGAAAGUAAUCGGAUUAUUGCAGGAUCAGGAGAGUGUUUGGCAAUGAAAAGGUGGAUUCCAGCGGACUACCCUCCUUUCAGUUUUGUGUAUACCCUCCUCACAAGGAAGAGUUGCAGAAGCAUAUGGGAUAUGUUACUUCAAGGAAAUGGCCUUUUCCAGAUAUGUGCACGCGGCUCAUCAGUCCCGACCUUACAAAUCUCCGGUUAUGUUCAACUAAGUGGGAAUCGUCUUUCAGGUGAGAUCCCUGAGGAUAUCGGCAAGAUGCAGAAUUUCAGUAUGUUGCAUCUGGGCAUCAAUGAGUUCUAUGGAAAACUACCUUCUCAGAUUGGACAGAUGCCUCUUGUAGUCUUGAACGUCUCCAGGAACAAACUUUCUGGUGAAAUUCCUAAAGAAAUCGGUGACAUUACAUGCCUACAAAAAUUGGAUUUGUCUUUCAAUAAUUUCUCUGGCACUUUCCCAGCGAGCUUGGGCAACUUAACUAGCCUGAACAAGUUCAACAUUUCCUACAAUCCAUUAAUCUCAGGCACAAUUCCAUCAACUGGGCAAUUAGCAACUUUGGAGAAGGAGUCUUAUCUCGGUGUCCCCCUCUUGCACCUUCCAGAAUUUAUGAGAAGUCCUGGAGCCAAGUCUCCUGAGAGAAAGGAUGGGAGGCGCAAGAGGCCUACAAAGUUGGCUGGAUUCUUGGUGUUCCUAGCUCUGAUGUUGGCUUUCUUAAUAUUUGGGGCAUUGUCACUCAUAGUCUGCUCAUUGGUGAAAGGCCCAUCAGAAUCACCAGGGUAUCUUUUAGAGGAAACAAAAUACAGGCAUGAUUUUGCAUCAAGUUCUAGCUGUUCAUCACCUUGGUUGUCAGACACUGUUAAGGUCAUCCGCCUGGACAAAACGGCUUUCACACAUGCCGACAUUUUAAAAGCUACUGGCAACUUUUCUGAGGAGAGGAUUAUUGGGAAGGGAGGAUUUGGCACAGUGUAUCGAGGUUUAUUGCCUGACGGUAGAGAAGUUGCAGUAAAAAAGCUUCAAAGAGAAGGAAUAGAGGGUGAAAGGGAAUUCAGAGCUGAAAUGGAGGUUCUGAGUGGGAAUGGCUUUGGUUGGCCACAUCCAAACCUCGUGACACUUUAUGGGUGGUGUCUGGAUGGCUCACAGAAAAUUCUGGUUUAUGAGUACAUGGAAGGUGGAAGCUUAGAGGAUCUUGUAUCAGACAGAAUGAAGCUGACAUGGAGGAGGAGAGUUGAAGUGGCCAUUGAUGUAGCUCGAGCACUAGUGUUUCUACACCAUGAGUGUUUCCCUUCCAUUGUGCACAGGGAUGUGAAGGCCAGUAAUGUCCUGCUUGACAAGGAUGGGAAAGCAAGAGUCACAGACUUUGGUCUAGCUAGGUUUGUUGAUGCUGGGGAUAGCCAUGUGAGCACGGUGGUGGCUGGGACAAUUGGCUAUGUUGCACCAGAAUAUGGGCAGACAUGGCAUGCCACUACCAAAGGUGAUGUGUACAGUUUUGGGGUGCUGUCAAUGGAGCUGGCUACUGGGAGGAGGGCUGUGGAUGGAGGGGAAGAGAGUCUAGUCGAAUGGGCGAGACGGGUGAUGGGAAUUGGGCAACAUGGGUUAAGUAGAUCAGUGAUUCCAGUUGUGCUUUUGGGGUCCGGGUUGGCGGAGGGGGCAGAAGAGAUGUGUGAACUACUUCGGAUUGGAGUGAAGUGCACAGCUGAGUCACCACAGGCUAGACCAAACAUGAAGGAGGUGCUGGCUAUGUUGAUAAAGAUAUCCGGUACUAGGGAUGAAUUCAAUUCUGGCCCCUAUCCUCCCUCCUUGUGAUUUGUGGCCUAAAAAAUCCAGGUUUUUUUAGAGGAAGUUUUCACAAUUCUAGGAUGUUUUACACAGUCUACAUACAUAUAAUACACAUUGUUUUUCUUUCCUUCUACAAAAUUCUUUUUGUACACAGACAUUGAUAUCAUUCAUUCUGUUGAAGAAUCACAAUUUGGUU
This is a messenger RNA of Juglans microcarpa x Juglans regia, 4139 nucleotides long. Its product is annotated as probable LRR receptor-like serine/threonine-protein kinase At1g74360. Lineage: Eukaryota; Viridiplantae; Streptophyta; Magnoliopsida; Fagales; Juglandaceae. Gene Ontology annotation, cellular component: plasma membrane. Gene Ontology annotation, molecular function: ATP binding; protein binding; protein kinase activity. The record is from RefSeq and is a predicted model, not a curated record. The transcript has 2 exons. The coding region runs from base 656 to 3970 and encodes 1104 amino acids. Gene Ontology annotation, biological process: hormone-mediated signaling pathway; protein phosphorylation.